This is a messenger RNA of Bombus huntii, 5556 nucleotides long. RefSeq names its product copper-transporting ATPase 1 (gene ATP7). The record is from RefSeq and is a predicted model, not a curated record. Gene Ontology annotation, biological process: monoatomic cation transport; copper ion homeostasis. Lineage: Eukaryota; Metazoa; Arthropoda; Insecta; Hymenoptera; Apidae. Gene Ontology annotation, molecular function: P-type divalent copper transporter activity; ATP hydrolysis activity; ATP binding. The transcript has 14 exons. The coding region runs from base 990 to 4802 and encodes 1270 amino acids. Gene Ontology annotation, cellular component: trans-Golgi network; perinuclear region of cytoplasm; membrane.
AUAUAUCGGUAUGCAUCCAAAGCGAGCGUCUGUAUCGCGUCUAUUCCGAACAAUUUCAAUGCGGCUACUGUUACAGUAUCGUUGGAACACGAGUAGAAGGGAAUUUCUAAACUCGAGAGUAUCGUACGAACGAAGUGAGAAAAGGUCGUGCGCAACUGUCCUUGUAGAGAGGAGUAACGAGCGAUCGAAUAAGUGCCGUGAGCAAAAAGACGGGAUCGCGUAGCAUGGCGAUUAGAGGAGUUAUCAGUCGGUCUGUGAUAUCAAUUCCAGUCAAACGCACGAACGCGUUUGGUUCGCGCCCCACUCGUCGUUACUGGGACGUGUUCGCUUUCAAGGAAUGUGUGAUCUCGAUCUGGCCACAACACUGGCUAAUUGUAUCCAUUGCACGUACAAUUCCGGAAAUCCUUGGGCUGAUCUUAUAAAACGAUCACGGCUACACGACAAAGGAGCCAAUGAUCGCGUCUUUGUGAGCGAUCCGAUAGAUUAUCUCGUUGAUACUUUAGUGUUCGUCGUCCGGUCAAUUUUUCCAAUCUACGUUUCUUUUUUUUUUUUUUUUUUUUUCAAUUUCUUUUGAAAUAUUUAACUUCGCUAAACUGCCUACUCUUGUUACCGCGCUCUUCCGCAAAAUUUCAAUCGACCCAAGUCAGGACAUUUUUCAUUACGAAUAUCCACUUUGCUUUGAUGAAUAUUUUUAACGCGGUCAAAAAUUUCGAUCAUCCCAGCUUUCGUCUACUUUUUUCCUUUUUCCUUCUUAUUCUUCUCCUCCUUUUCGAGAAAGUGCGGACUUGUCGCGAGAUUCGGCUCAGUUUUAUCUUCUCGCGAGCAAUGCUUAUCGGCUUCUAAGAGCUCGUUAGAAUGGUUCCGUCUAAUAUCUUGACGCAAUGGGAUCGUGAUUACGCGAGUAAUUCCACGGCUAUAACGGUCGUUCGUUCUUGAAAGAUCUACAAAACCGCAGAAACGGAAACGUGAUCAUACUUGCAAUUAGAAAGAUGGACGACGAUAGGCAGCCGUUAAUUCGAAAAAGAUAUGACUCAACGAGCUCGUUUUGCGAUGGGGAGGGCGAUACCGAUUACGAAGGCACGGUACAGAUGGUGUACGUUCCUCGGUCGCAGAAAAUGAAAGAUUCCACGAAUAUUUCUACUAUGAAGGUUAAUAUCGACGGUAUGAGAUGCCAGAGCUGUGUGAAGAACAUCGAGAGAACCAUAGGUAGCCGACCGGAGGUUUUAAGCGUUAAAGUAAUCCUAGAAGAGAAGCUCGGCUACAUCGAAUUUAAAGCGGAAGAAAUUACGCCGAACGAAUUGGUCGAAGCGAUAGAGGAUAUGGGUUUCACCGCUUCCCUAUGCAGCGACGAAAGUAGCUCUACCGAAAAGAUACAAAGAAGUGAUUCGUUACAAUUAACUAUCAGUACUUGUACCGUACAUAUCGAUGGAAUGACUUGCGCGUCUUGUGUUAAAACUAUCAUUGACAGUUUAUCGCAGAAAGCAGGAAUAAAACAGGCGAACGUUAGUUUAGAGAAGAAGGAAGCUACGGUUUCUUACAACGACAAGGACCUAACGGCUGAACAAAUAUCAGGGUUCGUCGAGGAAAUGGGUUUUAAUUCGUUUGUUAAAGAAGUAAACGGUAAAGUUCUAGGAGAUGAAACACCAAUGAAUUUAUCGUUAAAAAACAAUUCUGCGCAAGAGGAACUUCCGUUGCAAAUGAAUGGGGGAGGUGAUGUAAAGACUCGAAACGAAACAGCAAAAUGCUUUUUACAUAUAACGGGGAUGACCUGUGCUUCCUGCGUCGCUGCCAUAGAAAAACAUUGCAAAAAAUUAUACGGUGUAAAUAAUAUCUUGGUAGCAUUGAUGGCGGCCAAGGCAGAAGUUGCCUUUGAUCCGAAUAAGAUAAGGGCGAUUGACAUCGCUUCUAGCAUAUCGGAAUUGGGCUUCCCUACUACUUUGAUCGAGGAACCUGGCACUGGAGAGGGAGAUAUCGAAUUAAAAAUCACAGGUAUGACAUGUGCAUCUUGCGUGAAUAAGAUAGAAUCGACUGUGAGGAAAUUACCGGGCGUCCGUUCUGCCGCUGUUGCGUUGGCAACUCAACGUGGCAAAUUCAAAUACGAUGUAGAAAAAAUUGGCGUCAGGGACAUUAUCGAAUGCAUUAACAAAUUAGGUUUCACCGCAAUGUUAUUUAGUAAUAAAGAUAAAGAGAACAGAGACUACUUGGAUCAGAGGGAAGAAAUAAACAAGUGGCGGACAGCGUUUUUAGUGUCCUUAAUUUUUGGCAUACCGUGUAUGUUAGCCAUGACAUACUUCAUGGUAAUCAUGUCUAUUGGUGAAAAAACGCACGAAGAUAUGUGUUGCGUAGUUCCUGGUCUUUCCUGGGAAAAUUUAAUCCUUUUCAUAUUUUCUACACCAGUCCAGUUUUUUGGCGGCUGGCAUUUUUACGUUCAAGCGUACAAAGCUUUGAAACACGGUACGACUAAUAUGGAUGUUUUAAUUUCUAUGACUACUACGAUAUCUUAUUUGUACUCAGUCGCCGUACUUGCAGCAGCUAUGAUAAUGCAGGAACACGUUAGUCCUCAGACAUUUUUUGAUACUCCUCCCAUGUUGUUAGUGUUCAUCAGUUUAGGAAGAUGGUUAGAACAUGUCGCAAAGGGUAAAACAUCGGAGGCGUUAUCGAAAUUAUUGUCUUUGAAAGCAACGGACGCGGUCCUGGUUACUUUGGGCCCUAACAAUGAACUACUAUCUGAGCGUUUGAUCAGUAUAGAUUUAGUACAACGGGGCGAUGUCCUAAAAGUAGUGCAAGGUGCCAAAGUUCCCGUCGAUGGUAGAGUUUUAUCAGGCAAUUCUACUUGCGACGAGAGCCUAAUUACCGGGGAAAGUAUGCCGGUACCGAAAAAGAAGGGAUCGGUUGUAAUAGGUGGCUCGAUAAAUCAAAAUGGUCCGCUUCUAAUUACUGCCACGCAUACAGGAGAACACACGACAUUGGCACAAAUUGUACGAUUAGUAGAAGAGGCACAAACGAAUAAGGCACCUAUCCAACAUUUAGCCGAUAAGAUAGCUGGUUAUUUCAUACCUCUUGUUAUAGUUGUUUCUAUAGUAACUUUAUUCGUUUGGAUAAUAGUGGGAUAUGUAAAUGUAAACAGUUUACCAAUCUCGCACAACGAUCAAAUCAAAAAACACGGAUUGAAUAGAGAAGAAAUUAUAUUUCAAUAUGCUUUUCGAAGCGCGCUUUGCGUAUUAGCGAUAGCUUGUCCAUGCGCGUUAGGAUUGGCUACGCCAACUGCUGUUAUGGUUGGUACUGGAGUCGGAGCAUUAAAUGGUAUCUUAAUAAAAGGUGCUGAACCUUUAGAAAAUGCGCACAAAGUUAAAUGUAUUGUAUUUGAUAAGACCGGAACAAUAACACAUGGUAUACCAAUGGUAACAAAGAUAAAUCUCUUUGUAAAUGAAACAGCUUAUUCACUAGCAAAGUUCUUAGUCAUUAUCUGUACAGCUGAAACAAACAGCGAACAUCCGAUCGCAUCAGCAAUUGUGCGGUACGUGAAGGAAACAAUAGGCUCUGAAACAACUGGACAGUGCAUGAAUUUUCAAGCAGUUGCUGGUUGUGGACUUAAAUGUAAAGUAUCACAUAUUUCAACUACGUUGGCCGAUGCAUUAAAAUCUGAUAAGAUUCUUAACUAUAUUAACGAAGUAAAAAGAUUACCUUCUGGAACGCAUAACUUAAAUAAUGUGUCGAUCGAUGUUACGCCAAUUUCGAGCACGAGACAAAAUUUGGAAUUGUUGCUAAGUCCGGAUUCCCAUGGUGACCAGACUAAUCCUGACGAUGUAUAUGAAAUUUGCGUUGGUAACAGAGAGUGGAUGCGAAGAAAUGCUAUUAAUAUACCACAAGAAGUAGAGUUGAAAAUGGUUAUUGAAGAAGAUCUAGGACAUACUGCUGUUUUAGCAGCAGUGAAUAAUGUACUGGUGGCUAUGAUCAGCGUAGCAGAUACGGUUAAACCAGAAGCCCAUCUGGCAAUCUAUACUUUGAAAAAGAUGGGUUUAGAAGUCAUUCUUUUAACAGGAGAUAAUAGAAAGACUGCUGUUUCUAUCGCUAGACAAGUUGGUAUUACUAGAGUAUUUGCAGAAGUGUUACCUUCGCACAAAGUUGCUAAAAUUCAGCGUUUACAAGAUCAAGGCUUAAGAGUUGCAAUGGUAGGAGAUGGUGUUAAUGAUAGUCCUGCCCUUGCACAAUCAGAUGUUGGCAUUGCAAUAUCUUCUGGUACGGAUGUUGCUGUGGAAGCUGCCGAUGUAGUCCUCAUGCGAAAUGAUCUUCUAGAUGUUAUCGCGUGUCUGGAUCUAUCGAGAAAAACAGUUCGUCGAAUAAGGUUGAAUUUUUUAUUUGCUAGUAUCUAUAAUUUGUUGGGUAUUCCUAUUGCUGCUGGAAUAUUUAGUUCUUUCGGAUUCUUCCUUCAACCUUGGAUGUCGUCAGCGGCGAUGGCUUUAAGCUCAGCAUCUGUAGUUGGUAGUUCUUUGUUACUAAAAUUGUAUCGUAAACCGACGAAGACCACUUUAGAAACAUCAGAAUAUUUAUCAGCGAUGCAUGCUCAUUCUACUGCAAGAAUGAUUGAUUUAGAUACAAUAUCUCUUCAUCGUGGUUUAGAUGAUACUGUAAUGCCUAUUAUGCAUAGAUCAACAUCGACAUUGUCCAGGCUAUUUAGGAGAUCUAAGGACAAUGUAGAGGGUCGUCUCCUAGGUGAAGAUAUUGAUGAAAUUGAUUUGGUAACAGAUUUUUCUGGAUAUCGAAAAAAUAUAAAGGACCAUACAAACAUAACACCCUUAUGACUUUUGUACUGAUUGGCCAUAUUAGCAUGCAAUGGAAUAAAUGCAUUUGUUUGUGACAGAAUAUCAUCUGAGAUCACAGUUGAAUUUGUAUUGUAAGCAUUAAAAUCUCCCUGAAUAUUACUGACAUCCUCGUUGGAAACAUAUGGCAAAUUUUUGUUGCUCAACACAGAAUAUGUCUCUGUACGAAUAGGUAAGUUUAAAUUACCUUGUUCUUCUAAAUGAUUUCUUGUCAACUGAUGAGGAGCAACCAAAUUUUUCAUAUCAAGACAUGAUUCUAAAUUAUUGAUGUGAGGAAUACAAAUUGAUUGUACAUUUUUUGAUUGAUAAUUAUUGUUAUUAUUGAUAGGAACCACAUUAUUGCAUUUAUUUAAAUAGCAAUCAUUGUAAAAGUUUGGAUUCAACGAAAAAUUGUUAUACUGCAACGAAUAGUGUAUAUCAUUUUGUUGUGGAAUUUCACUGUUGGUUAAAUUUUCAUAUUGUGUAUCAGGUAUGUUACAAAGUAAAUUUUUAUUCGUAUAUCUGCAAUUUUGAUGUUGUUCAGAGGUAAUAUCUUGUGACUUUAUUAAAUUGCAUGAAAACUGUUUCUUUUCUGCAUCAGAAACUUUCUUAGCAUCUACUUUGGAUUGAGCACAAUAUUGUAUAUCAUUUAAUAUAUCUAAGUUAUUAUGUGAUUGCAUAUUAUAGUUCAUAUAUAAAUGAUUAUAAUUGCUACUGUGUAAAAAGUUCUGAUCAUUAUAAAGAUAUUUAUUUUGUA